Kalmanozyma brasiliensis GHG001 is the source of this 417-nucleotide messenger RNA. RefSeq names its product Protein of unknown function DUF2237. The record is from RefSeq and is a predicted model, not a curated record. The coding region runs from base 1 to 417 and encodes 138 amino acids. Lineage: Eukaryota; Fungi; Basidiomycota; Ustilaginomycetes; Ustilaginales. The transcript is spliced from 2 exons.
AUGGAGCGCCCUCUCAACGUGUUUGGUCGCCCCUUGACGCAGUGCGGCACGGACCCCAUGACGGGCUUCUACAGAGAUGGCUUUUGCAACACAGGUCCCGCUGACGGCGGCUCGCACACGGUAGCGGCGGUGGUCUCGCAGAAGUGGCUCGACUAUUCCGCUUCGAAGGGCAACGAUCUACGACCGAUCCUCUCACAAGGCUGCUCGUGGUGCCUUUGUGUGUCAAGGUGGAAGCAGAGCCUGGACGCGUUCAAGCGCGGAGAGCUGCCCAAGGAAGGCGUGCCAAAGGUCAAGCUGGAGGCUACACAUCAGCGAGCGUUGGAUGUCGUGUCUUUAGAUGAUCUCAAGCCUUUUGCGCUGGAGGAAGGUGGUGGACGCUCGGCGCUGGAUCCUGCUAUGGGUGGUCCGAUUCGUUGA